GCUAUCAGAUGGGCGGGGUCAAAGUUGUUGAUUUUUGUAAGGAAACUGAAAUAGUCACCAAAGUUAUUUUUUUGAAUCAAAUACAACAACCUUGAUAUCACCGAAAGUAUGUCUUUGCUAAGUAGUAAGUCUGAACAAGAAAUAAGCCAGCUGCUGGAUGAAUAUGGAAUCAAGCAUGGGCCUAUUGUCGGCUCCACAAGAGCCCUAUAUGAAAAAAAGUUGAAAGAAGCAAUGACCAAAGACAAGGGCGACAGUAAGGUGAAAUCGUCGCCUGACAAAACCUAUUACAGAGAAGAGGCGGAGGAGGUCACCUAUGUCACCUAUCGAUCUCCAAUACAUGAGGACUCGGGAGACAGGACUUCAUAUAUGAGGUCGCGGCCAGCCUACUCUGAAAGGGAUUUUGUGGAUGAGAAACCUUAUUCAAGAUCAAGUGGAGUGGAGUACAGUGGAAGGGAUUUUUCAAACGAACCCCUUGUGUACGACACUCCAUCAUCGUACAGAAACGUGUCGUAUUCAAAACCAACCGCAGUGAAAUCUGUGGGAGACACUCUGAAGGGAGAGAGUGGCUCUACAAGGCUGAUUCCCCUCUGGGUUCAGAUCCUGGUAUUCCUGCUGGUCGCUGGUUUUCUUUAUCUUGUGUUUACCAACAUGGAGUCAGAUACAAUUGAUCCUUUCAAAAAACUGCAGUGAUCUACUGCAUUCAGGCAUUGGAAUUGAACUAUUUUGUAUCCUAAUUUAAUGAAUGUAUUUCGGGUUAUGCCAUUAUAUUACUCCUGUACUUUGUUGCUUUAAAUAUUGAUAUUUGACAAGUGCGGUUGCAUCGUCCAGUGUUCACAUUUUAGUACAAGCUAUGACAGGUUUCUCUCCAUACAUAGUGUUCCUACGAUUAUAGUACAUACUGUAAUAUUGCACAGCAUUGCAGUUAACAGAAACUGACAGUAAGGUUGUAUUUUUUAUUAAUGUAUGUUGCAUGCAGUUUAUCCAAGUGAAAUUGGUAAAGAAACAAACAACAUCUACAUUAGUGUCCAUUCACAAGCUCUUUUGAUGUAAUGUAAUGCCCAGGUGUUGAAUACAGUUGAGGUCUAAUUUAGUGCCUUAUUAGCAUCCAGUAUUUUUCCUAAGAAACAAUGGUGAUUCAGCCCAUGUACAGGGUGAUGGUUUUGGGAGCUUGCAGUGUCUGAUCAAGGUUUAGUUCUUGCUUUCUUCUCCUUAAUAAGAAAUGCCUAGUAGUCCCCUGCUAUAUAAGGUUCAUGCAAAUUAUUUCCAAUGUACUAUUUUAAUCAGUCACAUCUUUUGUAUCCAUCCAACUUUAAAACGUAUUCAUGUCUUUUUUUAUAUAAAUUCCAAA
Molecule: messenger RNA, 1348 nt
Organism: Osmerus eperlanus (European smelt)
Lineage: Eukaryota; Metazoa; Chordata; Actinopteri; Osmeriformes; Osmeridae
Product: emerin-like
Exons: 7
Coding region: 109-690 (193 amino acids)
Source: RefSeq, a predicted model, not a curated record